GAAGAAGAAGGAGAGCAGGAGGAGAAAGAGGCAGAAGAAGAAGAAGAAGAGGAGUAAGAGGAAGGAGAAGAAGAAGAAGAAGUAGAAGAAGAAAAAGAAAAACAAGAAGAAGAAGGAGAAGAAGAAGAGGAGGAGGAGGAAGAAGACAUGGCAAGUCUGGGGCAGCUGCGGUAGCAUUAUUAGUCCAACACGAAGCAUCCGAGUCCGCGGAUCCCAAUUGGGUAGAGCCGCACCUGCACCAACCGCACCUGUCAUGUCGGCGACCGCCUCGUCGUCUGCGGGACGUCACCGACGUGCACCGCGGUAACUUUGAGGACAUCUGGGGAGACUCGCCAUGCAUCUUCCUCCGGGCACCAUCGUCGUCAUCAUCCCGCCAUGAGGCCAGCAUGAGCAGCUGCAGAUUCAACGGCGGCGUCAUGCGGCCGCUCAGCCACCUGAGCUCGUCCCGCAGGAACGUACACGAGUUCGAUUCCGAGUCGCAGCCCCUGCAGCCUCUCUCGGCCGGGGACGCGUCGGACGUUUUGGCGGCUUCCAAGCCGGAGAACCACGCGGCUGCGCGCAUGCAGUACGCGUCCGGCGACGGAGGCGGGGGCUGCGGCCAUGGCGGCGGCGGGAAGUCGGGCAAGAAGAAGAACCAGAACAUUGGCGAGAAGCUUGGCCACAGGAGGGCCCUGUUUGAGAAGCGGAAGCGGCUGAGCGACUACGCUUUGAUCUUUGGCAUGUUUGGCAUCGUUGUUAUGGUCGUAGAGACGGAACUGUCAUGGGGGGCCUACGGAAAGGAGUCCCUGUAUUCAUUAGCGCUAAAAUGCCUGAUAAGCCUUUCUACCAUCAUCCUCCUGGGACUGAUCCUCAUCUACCACGCAAGAGAGAUCCAGUUGUUCAUGGUGGACAACGGUGCAGACGACUGGAGGAUCGCCAUGACAUAUGAGCGCAUGUUCUUCAUCUGCCUGGAGAUCCUGGUGUGUGCCAUCCACCCCAUCCCGGGGAACUACACCUUCACCUGGACAGCCCGCCUGGCCUACUCCUACGUGCCGUCCAAGACGGACGCCGACGUGGACAUUAUCCUGUCCAUCCCCAUGUUCCUGCGCCUCUACCUGAUUGCCCGUGUCAUGCUGCUGCACAGCAAGCUCUUCACGGACGCCUCGUCUCGCAGCAUCGGGGCGCUCAACAAGAUCAACUUCAACACACGCUUCGUCAUGAAGACCCUCAUGACCAUCUGUCCUGGGACCGUGCUGCUGGUCUUCACCAUCUCGCUGUGGAUCAUCGCCGCAUGGACCGUGAGAGCUUGUGAGAGGUACCAUGACAACCAGGACACCAACAGUAACUUCCUAGGAGCCAUGUGGUUGAUCUCCAUCACCUUCCUCACCAUUGGAUAUGGAGAUAUGGUCCCAAACACCUACUGUGGCAAAGGAGUGUGUCUCCUGACUGGCAUCAUGGGUGCAGGCUGCACUGCCUUGGUGGUGGCCGUGGUGGCCAAAAAGCUGGAGUUGACCAAGGCGGAGAAGCACGUUCACAACUUCAUGAUGGACACCCAGCUCACCAAACGAGUGAAAAACACAGCAGCGAAUGUUCUCAGGGAGACGUGGCUCAUCUACAAGAACACCAAACUAGUGAGGAAGAUGGACCACGCCAGAGUCCGGAAGCACCAGAGGAAGUUCCUCCAAGCCAUUCAUCAAGCUCGGAAGUACAUUCACUGGCCUGUGGAUGGUCUUGUGUUCAGAUUGAGAAGUGUUAAAAUGGAGCAACGCAAGCUGAAUGACCAAGCAAACUCACUAGUGGACCUCGCCAAGACUCAGAACAUAAUGUACGACAUGGUGUCGGACCUGAACGAGCGAGGGGAGGACAUGGACAAGAGGAUCGCGUUGUUGGAGACAAAGCUGGAGACUCUGCUGACCAACUUGCAGGCUCUGCCAGGACUCAUCAGUCAGGUGAUCAGCCAGCAGCACAGGGACUUCCUGGAGGUGCAGCUCCAGCCUCGAGACAGACACAGCCCCGAGUCGCGGCGCAGGUCUUCGUCCACGGUGCCGCCCACCUCCUCCGAGAGCAGCUAGGGUCCACAGAAGGCAAGGCCUCCAUUUUUGCCAUCAUAUGGCCAAGUUGCAUUGAUCUCAAAGCCUUAUGGCUUCAAGAAGUAUUAUCCCUAUUCUGAUGACAGAAUCCAAGAUGGCGGAUAACACUUUGUGGCUUUCUAUUACCUCAGCGCUGCUUGCCUCGGUCGACUAGUGCACUAAAAUAGUGCUUCCCAGACUAGAGUGACAGCAGACCUAGAAUCCUUUAGAUCAUUUUGCAAAUAAUCCACGUAAACGCUUCCGAGUCUCACACCGCACUUUUGUAUUAAUAAUCAAUAACAACCGAUAUCUAAUGACAUAUUUGAAUUGAUCAAAGGAGAUUUGGGCAUGGGUUUAUUUGUAGUUCUUAUGAAUCCAGUUGGAGGUCCACCACCCUCUCUGAAAUACACAACCUGUCCACAGACUCAAUAGUGGAUCUUGUCUUGCUGUGUUUCCACUUCCUAUCCCCUCGGCUGGACGAACUCGCUGAAACCGAAUCUACCUUAAAGAAAAGUACUAUUUUUGUAUGUUUUGAUGAGGACAAGUUUAACAAUAAUCAACAACAAGCAGAUUCAGCGUACCAAGCAUGAGAUUUUCACCUACAUGCUUCCUGAAUAUGGAAUAAAAGCCAAGCAAUCUAAGAAGAAAUGUGUUCUGGACUCACCCCACACACACAAGUUAUAUCAUUCAUCAAAUUGCUUUUUUUUUUUACAGGUCAAGAUUUUGGUGAGUUGUAUGCAUAAGCAAAAAUUAUAAAUGUGACUGG
Messenger RNA from Nerophis lumbriciformis (worm pipefish), 2814 nucleotides. RefSeq names its product potassium calcium-activated channel subfamily N member 2 (gene kcnn2). NCBI's taxonomy places the organism in Eukaryota, Metazoa, Chordata, Actinopteri, Syngnathiformes, Syngnathidae. The record is from RefSeq and is a predicted model, not a curated record. Gene Ontology annotation, cellular component: membrane. Gene Ontology annotation, biological process: potassium ion transport. Gene Ontology annotation, molecular function: calmodulin binding; small conductance calcium-activated potassium channel activity.